AGAUUAGCAGGAAAGGGGAUCAAUGUCAAUAAUCAUCAUAAAAGAUGUACUGUAAUGCCAAAAGAUCGCUGGGCAAAGGUCGUAACUGCCAGCUGGCAAUGAGCAGGCAGGGUUCAACAUUUUCUAGACGAGUAGCUACGAAGGGAUCGAAAUGGGUUUUCCUUGCUGCAUCUGGAAUUGGAGCCAUGAAAGUGGUAAGCAACAAGAUUGAUGAGACGCAUGGUGAAGUUUCAAAGAACUUGAGCCUACCCUAUGACACAAUGGCUGAUGGACUAAACUCUCUUGCAAUGUCGGCUAGAUCUUACUCUCAUUACGGAAGGAGCUACUUGGAUAAAAUUGACGAGCUUAAAAACUCAUUCGGAGAUAGUGUUGCUGGUUUUAAUGACAUUCUCAAUGGAGGAUUACACAGAAACUACAUGUUGCUCCCUAACGCAGGUGACGAGGUUACCCCUGCUAUACCACCCCUUCAACCACUCAAACCUCUCCAGAUUGAAGAGCCAGAGAUAGACGAAGAAGCACAAGAUAUUCAGAGACAAAUACAAGAAGUUAUGGACAGUCCAGUUUUGUUGGAAGUACCACUACCUGAGCUUGAGUCUGAGCCUUCUCAAUGUACAAUCCCUGAUGAGACACUGGUACAACAUCAAGAAGUAUUAGAAAAACUGUCUCUAGAGCUAGAAGAGAAAGAAAGACUCAUGGAAGAACUUGAUGCAACACAAAAUGAGAGAGAUUUGAAACAUCAAGAGGAAUUGGGCAUACUUUCUCAAGAGCUAAAGGAGAAAGAAAGACUCCGGGAGGAGCUUGAUUCAAUGCAAAAUGAAAAAGAUCUGAAGCACCAAGAAGAACUAGGAAAACUUGCUCAAGAAAUAAAAGCAAAGGAGGAAGCUAUGAAUGAAAAAGAUUCAAAGUUUCAGGAAGAAAAAGAAAGGCUUAAAGAAGAACUUGCUGAAGCUCAAAAUGUAGCAUUACAAAUUGAAGAACUUCUUCAAGAAAAUAAAGAUCUCAAAAGCAAAAUAAAUUCUGAUAAAUCAGACUCGCACAGAACAGAAACAGAGUUGAGGAAGGAGCUACUGAAGCUGCAGGAGAGCUACAAGAGGGAACUGGAUAAGUACCGUAGUGAGAACGAGCAGCUCAAGUUCUUAGUCAAGAACUCUAAUCUCAAAACUAGCUCUGUCAAGAAGUCUAUAAUAGACAUGUACGCUGAAGUGCUGGACACCCUGUCUGAUAACGAUAACACGUACAAGAUACAGGACCACCUACCCCGGAUAGUGGUGGUCGGGGAUCAGAGUGCUGGCAAAACUAGUGUUCUGGAGAUGAUAGUCAGGGCUAGGAUAUUCCCCAGAGGGCAUGGUGAGAUGAUGACAAGGUCUCCAGUACAAGUAACACUUGGGGAGGGGAACCGACAUACUGCUCAGUUCAAUGGAGAUGACAGGGUAUUCGAUCUCUCUUCCGAGGCAGAGCUAAAAGAAUUAAGAGCAGCAGUAGAAGGACGGAUGACGAAGAACCUGAAACCAGGCGAGACGGUCAGCUCUGAAGUUAUCUCCCUGACUGUUAAGGGUCCUGGACUACACAGGAUGGUGCUUGUGGACCUUCCUGGCAUUAUCAGCACUGAGACGAGAGGGAUGAUGCCCAAAACAAAGGAAGCUCUCACGGAGAUGGCUGCUAUGUUCAUGAGAAACCCUAACGCUAUUAUACUCUGUGUACAAGACGGCAGUAUAGACGCAGAACGUAGCAAUGUUACUAACAUCGUUCAGGCACAUGACCCUAAAGGGAAGAGGACGAUAUUUGUACUAACCAAAGUGGACCUAGCAGAGCAGAACAUGCUUAACCCUACUAGGGUUAAGAAGAUUCUGGAGGGGAAGCUGUUUCCGAUGAAAGCGCUGGGUUACUAUGCGGUAGUAACGGGCAGGGGACCUCAAGAUGACAGUAUUGAAACUAUUCGAGCGUACGAGGAGGACUUCUUUAGUAGAUCUAAACUAUUCAGGUCAGGUGCAAUGAGAGCAUCUCAGAUGUCGACUAACAAUUUGUCGCUAGCCGUAUCGGAUUGUUUCUGGAAAAUGGUGAGCGAUUCGGUGGAGCAGCAGGCUGAUAAUUUCAAGGCGGCGAGGUAUAAUCUUGAGGCAGAAUGGAGGAACACGUUCUCUGGGAUCCGAGAAAUGGACAGGAACGACCUGUUUGAGAAAGCUAAAGAUGACAUAUUAGACGACAUAGCGGCUCUACACAAGUCAACACCUCUUGAAUGGGAGACGUUACUGCAGGAAAACUUGUGGGAAGAAAUCCACCCAAAAGUGGUGGAUGAUAUUUAUCUUGGAGCUGCGGAGUGCACUUCCAGUUCGAACUUUAACACUAAAGUGGAUAUUGCCCUUAAAGACUGGACAGACGACAAACUCCCCCAAAUGGCUAUCAACGUCGGGUGGCAGACUUUAUUCAAGCAGCUGGAGACCAUCAUGACUACCAAGAAAGCUGACAGAGAGAUUGGAGAUUUGUUCCAACCUCUGAAAGCCAAUAUUUUGGAGACUGUCAAGGCUCAGCAUGCCUGGCAAUCCACCGCUCUCAAACGAUUGAGUGUGAUACAGAAGAACGCAUUAGAGGACACUGCAGUGACCAAUAAAAUGCAGUGGGAUAACUCUAUAUCCUUUAUGGAACGUAUCUUAAAAGAGAGGAUAGACUUAGCUAACGAUAAUCUGGAGAGAUGUAUUGGCCCGUCCUGGACAGAGAGAUGGACAGGUUGGAGGAGCAGGUCUCCUCUAGAAUCUCAGUGUGUGUCUGCUAAGAACGAGCUACAGAAACUGCUAGUAGCAGAUGAGAUGCAUAGUAAGCACCUUGAGAAUGAUGAGCUGACCACAGUGAGGAGAAACCUACAGACCCAGGGUGUUGACGUGCCUUACGAAAUUAUUUGCACUGUGUGGGAGAAGCUGUACGCAGUAACGUUCCUGACCCGCGCACUAUCAAGUGCGCAGCAGUGCCGCAAAGCGUUCUACCACCGCAGUAUUGCGUGUAACGCAGUGGAGUGUAACGAUGUGGUGUUAUUCUGGAGAGCUACCCGCAUGCUGGAGACUACUAGUAACGCGCUCAGACUACAGAUCAUGAACACUGAGGCUCAGAGACUAGAACAGGAAGUGAAGCAGUACCUAGAUGAACUGUCACGUGACGAAGAGAACAAGAAGCGUCUGAUAACCGGAAAGAGAGUGGACUUAGCGGAGGAGUUGAGGAAAGUUAGAAGUAUACAGGACAAACUGGAACUCUUCAUUGCGGAGCUAAAUAAGGAUCAAUAAUGUGAACUGUAGACAUUACUCUAAUUUGAGAUACUGUGAGGCUACCUAGCAGCUAGUUUAGCUUCUAUUCUGAGAGCUGAAUAAGGGAGCUACUCAUCUUACUUAGCUUUAGUUCACCCUCCACCCUACAAGUCACUAGACGCAAUCUCAGUGCUCAUUCGGACUACAAGAUACUUUUAUACAUGAUGCAGCAUUGAUUCCCUGCAGUGGUAACAACAUGUCAGGCGUCAGCCUAAUCGCACAGUAAUGUUUCAUUCAGGCUUACUGUAAUGGUGGUUCGCUGAUUAAAGAGCUUAUCACGUGAUGUAUAAGCGGCGUUUACUGGGUUCACCUUCUAGAUAUAAAUAAUUUUAUUUGAUGUUUAAUAGUUUAUAAUAGGUGAUAUUUCCAUCCAGUUAAAUCUAUGAUGUGUGUCUAAGUUAAUUGUUAA
This is a messenger RNA of Bolinopsis microptera, 3702 nucleotides long. RefSeq names its product dynamin-like 120 kDa protein, mitochondrial. Gene Ontology annotation, molecular function: GTPase activity; microtubule binding; GTP binding. Gene Ontology annotation, cellular component: mitochondrial membrane; cytoplasm; microtubule. Lineage: Eukaryota; Metazoa; Ctenophora; Tentaculata; Lobata; Bolinopsidae. The transcript has 23 exons. The coding region runs from base 45 to 3272 and encodes 1075 amino acids. The record is from RefSeq and is a predicted model, not a curated record. Gene Ontology annotation, biological process: mitochondrial fusion.